Molecule: messenger RNA, 2075 nt
Organism: Rana temporaria (common frog)
Lineage: Eukaryota; Metazoa; Chordata; Amphibia; Anura; Ranidae
Product: palmitoyltransferase ZDHHC9-like
Exons: 7
Coding region: 244-1518 (424 amino acids)
Biological process (GO): protein targeting to membrane; peptidyl-L-cysteine S-palmitoylation
Cellular component (GO): Golgi apparatus; endoplasmic reticulum
Molecular function (GO): protein-cysteine S-palmitoyltransferase activity
Source: RefSeq, a predicted model, not a curated record
CCAGGAAGACCGUUUUUUAUUUUCAAAUGAAAUGUUUUCGCACCUACAGAUCUCGGUGUGACUUUUUUCUGAACGCGGUUGAUCUAACCGUUUCCAUUUCUUGCAGGUCAUCCUUUGUGAUUAAUAUGUUGCCGUGCCCAGCCUGGUCAGAGCGGAAGAGCUUGGGAUAGCGUCGCCCUAAGGGGGAGCACAACGGAAGGGGAGGGACCGCCAAACCCAACGCCAAAGCGUUACAGCGCAACCAUGUCGGUUAUGACGGUGAGGAAGAAAGUGACUAGAAAAUGGGAGAAAUUACCGGGCAAGAACAGCUUCUGCUGCGACGGGCGCGUCAUGAUGGCCAGACAGAAGGGUAUCUUCUACCUGACGCUCAUCCUCAUCAUGGGGACGUGCGCGCUCUUCUUUGCCUUCGAAGAAGAAUGUCCCUGUCGUAUUAGAAAUGUUCAAAUCAACAAUCAGAUAGUCAAGCUGAAAUAUUGCUACACGUGCAAAAUCUUCAGGCCUCCUCGAGCGUCGCACUGCAGUAUAUGUGAUAACUGUGUGGAGCGUUUUGACCAUCAUUGUCCAUGGGUGGGGAACUGCGUUGGAAAGAGGAAUUACCGAUACUUCUACCUCUUCAUCCUGUCCUUGUCCCUUCUGACAAUCUACAUAUUCGCCUUCAACAUCGUCUAUGUCGUCCUCGGUGGGAAGGUUGGGUCUGCCGUGCGCCCAGAUGGGAAGGUUGGGUCUGCCGUGCGCCCAGAUGGGAAGGUUGGGUCUGCCGUGCGCCCAGAUGGGAAGGUUGGGUCUACCGUGCGCCCAGAUGGGAAGGUUGGGUCUACCGUGCGCCCAGAUGGGAAGGUUGGGUCUACCGUGCGUCCAGAUGGGAAGGUUGGGUCUACCGUGCGCCCAGAUGGGAAGGUUGGGUCUACCGUGCGCCCAGAUGGGAAGGUUGGGUCUACCGUGCGCCCAGAUGGGAAGGUUGGGUCUGCCGUGCGCCCAGAUGGGAAGGUUGGGUCUGCCGUGCGCCCAGAUGGGAAGGUUGGGUCUGCCGUGCGCCCAGAUGGGAAGGUUGGGUCGGCCGUGCGCCCAGAUGGGAAGGUUGGGUCUGCCGUGCGCCCAGAUGGGAAGGUUGGGUCUGCCGUGCGCCCAGAUGGGAAGGUUGGGUCUGCCGUGCGCCCAGAUGGGAAGGUUGGGUCUGCCGUGCGCCCAGAUGGGAAGAUUAAAGGGUCUUGGACAGGUAAAAACCGUGUGCAGAACCCGUACAGUUAUGGCAACCUUAUGAAGAACUGCUGCGAAGUGUUGUGUGGUCCUGUUCAGCCCAGUGUGCUGGACCGACGAGGAAUAUUACAGGAGCCUCUAAGUCUUCCAGGGCAGUCGGAAAACGGAGCCCCGCUGCAAGAUUCCGUGGCCGCCGUCCCGCUGAUGCCAACAGAAGCCGAGCAGACCGAGCCUCCCGUGGGACCAACGGAGCCCAACGCCGUCGAAAUGACUGUUCAAAUCCCCAAAGACCCCGAAGGAAGUCCGGACAAAGAAAAGUAGACGCUCCUGAAAGGUUUCCUCUGUGAAAACUGGGUGGGAAAAAAAGUCGCCUGUCGCAUUUUGUUGCAACGACGGUGAAAAAGCGACAGAUUUUUUUUUUUUUUUUUUUAGUAUUUUGCUUGUGUUCAUCAUGGAGGUGAUUUUUUAUUUUUGUCUUGCGAGAUGAAGAAUUUUAUCCUUUAUCGGUAUAGAGAAGAGCGCUCAACGAAAAAUAAGACUAAAGGUGCUAGCCUCGGAAAAAAUAAAAUAAUCUAAUGCCAAUGACUCAACCCUUGGAGAGCGCUACAAAAAAAUACGAGAGGCCAGCCCGGCUGGGCCCCUAGUGUAGUGUCUUGUUUUUUUUUUCUUAGUUUUUUUUUUUUUUUGGUUUUCUUCUGUUCGGGAGCUGGUUCUUCGGACUUCUUUUUACACUCGUAUUAUUAUGCAUUUUUCCCCCGAUCGACCGUGAGAAGCUUGUUGGCAGUCUAUCCGUCCGACCAACGCUUGCACUGCAGGAGGAUAUAACUGGUCCGUCAGUCGGGGUAACGACAACGUGUCAUAUAACUGGCACCUUAAUC